Molecule: messenger RNA, 1227 nt
Organism: Chanos chanos (milkfish)
Lineage: Eukaryota; Metazoa; Chordata; Actinopteri; Gonorynchiformes; Chanidae
Product: natterin-3-like
Exons: 3
Coding region: 1-1227 (408 amino acids)
Source: RefSeq, a predicted model, not a curated record
AUGGAUGUCAGUCAGAUGAAGCUGUGUCUGUUAACUGUCUUCACCCUUCUCCUUCUGGAGGCUCUCUGUACUCUUGGGUCAGACCAACCACCAAACAUUCUGAGGGAGAUUGUAGGGAGACAUUCUGACAGGCAAAAAACUUCUCUUCUGAAUCCAGCUCUGGGGGGCAGAGUUCCUCCUCUUGUAAGCCAACAUAUCAUUUCCAGCCCAGAGACACCUCCAGAUCUUAUAGAUUCUUACGUUUCUGAUUAUUCUCAUGUUUUCGGUGACAAUGUCAACUUAAACUGGUUGAGGUGGAAUGGCUCCAUCCCCAAUGGUGCCGUAAGCAUUUAUAAUGGCUACACAGAACGCAUGGACUAUAUUUGCAAGUAUAACUGUGAGGCAGGCUUCUACACUCCCAGCAAGGGACCAUACUGUCUAUAUCCCUAUGGAGACCGGGAGUAUGCUGCCCCUCAGUUUGACAUCCUGGUUAAUGUGGACAACUUUGAGUUUCUGGAGUGGAAGGAGGAUUCUUAUGGCUCAGUGCCCAAACACUCUGUUAGAACCUGUGCAGGUGUUGGCAUCUUCGUAGGGAAGAACAAAUAUGGGCUUGGUAAGGUGGUUCCUCAGUUCGAGGCCUUCUUCCUACCAUGGGAGGGUGAUGAGUACUGGUACAAGAGCUAUCAGGUUCUGACCAUCAACAGGGAUGCCUACAGCCAACACAUCUCCCAUGUAGAGUAUGGCAUUGAUGAGAUCGAGCUCUUCCACUACCCCCCUGAGACCAUGAGAAUCUCCAGCGUCGCCAAUUAUGACUGUCAGACUGUGACCAAGACUGUGACCAUCUCCAAGACAACAGAGGUAGAGAGCACAUGGAACAUUGGCCGCUCCACCAUGCUCGGUGUCACGGCCGGGAUCACUGCUAAGAUUCCGCUGAUUGGCACAGCUGGUGUGGACUUCAGUGCUGAGAAGACCCUCCAGUUCAAUCGGGGUACCACACUGGUGGAAGUUCUUAGUCACUCUGUAUCAGUAGAGCUUAGAGUACCACCCAACCACUCCUGCUCAGUGCGUAUGGAAGGCCGCAAGAUAACUGCUGACAUACCUUUUAAAGCAAAGCUUAGCCGCACAUACGCUAAUGGAGAGACCCAGUGGACCUCCAUCAAUGGUGUGUAUGAUGGUGUGCAGAUUGGAGAGGUCAGGGCAGUGGUAGAUCGCUGUGAGCCCAUCACUGAUGCCAAGCCUUGUCCCUGA